Heterocephalus glaber (naked mole-rat) is the source of this 1382-nucleotide messenger RNA. RefSeq names its product NmrA like redox sensor 1 (gene Nmral1). The record is from RefSeq and is a predicted model, not a curated record. Gene Ontology annotation, cellular component: nucleus. Lineage: Eukaryota; Metazoa; Chordata; Mammalia; Rodentia; Bathyergidae.
GCAGUGAAUUCUACUGAGGGAACGCGGGUCCCAGUUCCCGCGAGGUUUUCUCACUUGGGCCGCUAGGGCAGGCGACUGCACCCUAGAGGUCGCAGUUCCAGGCUUCGGGGUGUGGCCUUGAGAUCCGGGUUUCAGACAGUGCUCUCACUUUCGCGGGGCUGUCAGAUCCGGGUGGAGACCCCUGCACCCUUCCCAGAUCCGUGUUUCAGUACCUCAGGCUUCUCGGGACUGCACCAGUUGGGCCUCGGUCCUCAUGGCCGACCAGAAACUGGUGGUGGUUUUCGGAGCCACAGGUGCCCAAGGGGGCUCAGUGGCCCGCACACUCCUGGAAGAUGGAACAUUCAGGGUUCGAGUGGUGACCCGGGACCCUGGGCAGAAGGCAUCGAAGGAGCUGAGGCUGCAAGGCGCAGAAGUAGCGCAGGGAGACCAGAAUGACGGAGCCAGCAUGGAGAAGGCCCUGACUGGAGCUCAUGCUGCUUUCAUCGUGACUAACUACUGGGAGAAUUGCAGCCAGGAGCAGGAGGUCAAGCAGGGAAAGCUGCUGGCUGAUCUGGCCAAGCACCUGGGCCUCCACUAUGUGGUCUACAGUGGCUUGGAGAACAUCAAGAAGCUGACCGCCGGGAGGCUGGCAGCUGGCCACUUUGAUGGCAAAGGGGAAGUGGAGGAAUAUUUCCGAGACAUCGGUGUUCCUAUGACCAGUGUGCGGCUGCCCUGCUAUUUUGAGAACCUCCUUUCCUACUCUCUGCUCCAGAGAGCCCCAGAUGGAAAAAGCUACUUGCUAAACUUGCCCAUGGGUGAUGUCCCUAUGGAUGGCAUGGCUGUGAGCGACCUGGGUCCUGUGGUGCUCAGUCUGCUGAAGAUGCCAGAAGAGUACGUCGGGCAGAACAUUGGGCUCAGCACUUGCAGGCACACUGCAGAGGAGUAUGCUGCACUGCUCACUAGGCACACCGGCAAGGCUGUGCACAACACCAAGGCAUCCUCACAGUCUGGCCAUCCUCGACGCCUAGAAGAACCAAAGUUCCAAAGAAAACAGUUAUAGUGGGACCUCCCACAGCACUUUCUACCCAAGACCCACUAACCAGCCACAGGCUUCCUUACUCAUUCCUGUUAAUGCUGGCCUCAGUGCCUGAAGAGAGGGGACAAAGGAGAUGAAAACAGGGGACAGGGACUGCUCUCUCACCAUGCAGGAGCAAUAACAAUGCAUUUUAAGGAUGACUGGAGCAAAGAUAGAUUCUAUUUCCUUCUCCAGCCCAGGCCUCUAGAGACUCAACCUCAGCUUCUGCCAAUAGCCACACCUCAUAGGAAAUGGUGGCCUCAGUCCUCUCCAGUCACUGGGAACCUGGGAGCCCACCUGCAGGCACAGGGAUCAUCACUCGCUUCUU